Seriola dumerili (greater amberjack) is the source of this 1907-nucleotide messenger RNA. RefSeq names its product galactokinase 2 (gene galk2). Gene Ontology annotation, molecular function: galactokinase activity; ATP binding. NCBI's taxonomy places the organism in Eukaryota, Metazoa, Chordata, Actinopteri, Carangiformes, Carangidae. Gene Ontology annotation, cellular component: cytosol; cytoplasm. Bases 140 to 1516 code for a protein of 458 amino acids. The transcript has 10 exons. The record is from RefSeq and is a predicted model, not a curated record. Gene Ontology annotation, biological process: carbohydrate phosphorylation; galactose metabolic process.
AACUGACCGCAGUUCAGCGACUUAGCAUCCGGGAUCCUCUUGUGAUAGUCAGCUGAUCGUGGCCAGGAUAUGUGACCAGCUCUGAGCUCUGCUGUCUGACAACAAGAAAUCCAUUCAUAGUUACUUUAAACUUGCAGAAAUGGCCACAAAUCCACCCAAGUUAAAGACUGCGAUUACUGCAAAUGAAAGGCUGCAAAACCUGAAAAAUACCUUUGAAACAAAGUAUGGAGAAUCUCCUCUCUUCUAUGCAUGUGCACCCGGAAGGGUAAAUCUAAUAGGAGAGCACAUUGAUUACUGUGGCUAUUCUGUGCUUCCAAUGGCUAUUGAACAGAGUAUCAUUGCAGCUGUGUCAGUGAACAGUUCAGGGACGAUCCAGCUGGCCAACACAAAUCCUCAAUACAAGGAUUUCACUGUGUCAUGUUUGGAGGACAUUGCCAUUGACAGAGACAAUCCAAAGUGGCAUUAUUAUUUUCUCUGUGGAGUUAAAGGUAUUCAGGAGAAAUUUGGCAUUGCACAUCUAUCAGGGAUGUUGUGUGUUGUCGAUGGAACCAUUCCUCCAAGCUCUGGUCUGUCCAGUUCUAGCGCAUUAGUUUGUUGUGCUGGCCUUGUAACAACGGAGGCAAAUCAGAAGUCUCUAUCCAAGGUGGCCCUUGCUGAGAUAUGUGCCAAAUGUGAGCGCUACAUUGGCACAGAGGGAGGUGGCAUGGACCAGUCCAUCUCAUUCCUGGCAGAAAGAGGAACUGCAAAGCUGAUAGAGUUCCAGCCUCUGCGGGCCACUGAUGUCAAGCUCCCAGACGGGGCCGUGUUUGUGAUCUCCAACUGCUGCGUAGAGAUGAACAAAGCUGCUUCUUCUCACUUCAAUAUCCGUGUGGUGGAGUGUCGAAUCGCCACAAAGAUGCUGGCCCAGGCGAGGGGUCUGGACUCGAGCAGGUUGUUGAAGCUGGCCGAGGUCCAGACGGCGCUGAAGGCCUCCCUGGAGGAGAUGCUGGCUCUGGUGGAUGAGGUGUUGCAUCCUGAGCCAUACAGCCGAGAGGAGAUCUGCAAGGUGCUGGGUAUCACCUCCGAGCAGUUUUCCACAGAGCUGCUGAGCGCUAACACUCAGCAUGUGACGCACUUCAAGCUGCACCAGCGAGCCAAGCAUGUGUAUGGUGAGGCAGCGCGGGUGCUGCAGUUUAAGACCGUGUGCGACUCUGAACCUGCCGAGUCCAUACGGCUGCUGGGAGACCUGAUGAACCAGAGCCAUGCAAGCUGCAGAGACCUGUAUGAGUGCAGCUGCACUGAACUGGACCAACUGGUGGACAUCUGUCUGAAGUCGGGGGCUGUGGGCUCCCGGCUGACAGGGGCAGGUUGGGGCGGCUGUGCGGUUUCCAUGGUUCCCAGUGAGAGGGUGGAGUCUUUCUUACAAGCUGUGAGAGAAGCCUACUACCUCCCCGAUCCACGCAGAGCAACGAUGGAAAAAAAAAGUCUGUUUGUAUCAAAGCCGGGUGGAGGAGCUGCCGUUUUCCUCGAGGAGUGAAAUGAAUCACACUAAUAGAAAGCUGUUGAUACAAAUAUGAUUCGGGUUCGAACACACUGCUGCGGGGAAAUAAAUGGGUUUUUCCUUCUUUUACAUUUUCUUACACUUGAGGCAGCAUUUACAAAUGACAAGAUAAUACAAAACGUAACCUUAAUUUGGUAUUUGCUUUAUACUUUAUAGAUUCUUCUGGAAUACAAGGGCCAAAAAUGAUUUCUUACAAAGGGAAAGUGCUUUUUGUGUUAAAAACAUGUUUUUUUUUUAUGAAUGAAUCAUGAAUGUUGGGGUUUUGUAAUGAUUUUUGUACAUCCAACUCACUGUCUCACUGUUCACCUCAGACUCUUUUCUCAUAAACAAAAUAAGAUUGCAAAUAAAUGAACAAUCACACGUUUAA